Molecule: messenger RNA, 585 nt
Organism: Anneissia japonica
Lineage: Eukaryota; Metazoa; Echinodermata; Crinoidea; Comatulida; Comatulidae
Exons: 1
Coding region: 1-585 (194 amino acids)
Source: RefSeq, a predicted model, not a curated record
AUGAUCGUGCUGGGGUGGAUAAGACGACCAGCUCAAUGCUUUAAACAAUUUGUUGCAGCUCGAGUUUCUGAGAUUCAACGCAAGACGAAGAUAGCAAAUUGGAGACAUGUUCCAGGAAUAUUAAAUCCUUCCGACGACUUGUCCAGGGGAAUGAGAGCGGACAAAUUAACUGAUAGGUGGAUAAAUGGACCUGAAUUUAUAAGUAAGCCGAUAAGUGAGUGGCCUCAAGAGAAGUCAGAUAAUGACACCGGGGAUACAGAAGAAAGUAGGAUGGCAUUUAACGGGAAUGUUGUUGUGAACCCAGGAGAAGUUGAUAUUGUGGAAUGCAAGACUUGGGAAGAAAUGUUAGAACUCUAUCGACAAAGAAUAUACGGCAAACAGUCAGAAGCUUUGAAUGCCGAGAAGGUAAGAGAAAUUGAACUUUUACUGUUAAAGAGAGUGCAGAAAGACUGUUUUGCAGAAGAGUAUGAGGUACUAAAUAAUGGGGGUAAAAGUGUAGCAAAGAGCAGCAAACUGGUAAAUCUCGACCCACAAUUCGAUAUGGAAUCAGCUCAUCCAAGUAGGAGGUCGAUUAAAGAGAAAUGA